AAUCUGUGUGUGAGGCCUCGAUGUCAUAAUUAAACUUUACCCUACUAUUUUGACAGCUCUGCUUAGCAAUAUUUUUACUAACUAUCCUUUAAAAGUCACAAGAUUCCUGGGGGUGGCAGAGACCUUCUUUGUUGCCAUUGAUCAAAAGAGCCCGUUAUUGUUUUCCGUGACCAUCCCUGACACGCCUCAUGUAGCCUGCCCUGCUGCGCACAUACUUGGCCCGUGCCGUGCCGGGAUGCAUUGAGUGACUAACUGCUCCCCGAGUUUUAAAUAGGAGGAGGGACACGCUGCUCCUCACUCUCCUCUCUGUGUCGUCUCUAGCCACAGCAUCUAUCAUGGCCAAAACCAUUUCUUCGUCCCACUCCAUCAGGACCUCCAUGGUUGGCCUUGGCGGCGGGCCUCGGAUGUCAAUGAGGGCUGGCAGCGUGUAUGGUGGGGCCGGAGGCUGUGGCGUACGCAUCUCCUCCUCAUCCUCCAUGGGAGGAGGACUCGGUGCCUGCUUCACUGGUGGCUACCCGUCCUUCGGCAACGUUAGCGUGUGUGGCGUGGACGACAGCAUCAUUGGCAACGGGAAGUUCACCCUGCAGAACCUGAACGACCGCCUGGCUUCAUACCUGGCCAAGGUGCGUGCUCUGGAGCAGGCCAAUGUCGAGCUGGAGCUGAAGAUCAAGCAGUUCUUGGAGAGCAAGGUCGGCCCCGCAGCCAGGGACUCCAGUGCCUUCUUCGCCACCAUCGAAGAAAUCACUGCCAAGAUUCAAGAAGCCAUCAAAGUGAACGGAACAGUCCACCUGAGCAUUGACAAUGCUCAGCUGGCUGCUCAAGACUUCAAGACAAAGUACGAGAAUGAGCUGUCCAUGCGUCAGGCAGUUGAGGCGGACAUUGCCGGGCUCAAGACGUUCCUAGACGGGCUCACACUGACCAGGACUGACCUGGAGAUGCAAAUCGAGGGCCUGAAUGAAGAACUGAUCUUCCUCAAGAAGAACCACGAGGAGGACCUGCUGGCCGUACGAGCACAGAUGAGUGGCCAGGUUCACGUGGAGGUGGAUGCCGCACCAGCAGAAGACCUCACCAAGAUUAUAGCUGAAAUCAGGGAGCACUACCAAGCCAUCAUUGCCAAGAAUCAGAGAGACCUGGAGGCCUGGUUCCAGGCAAAGACAGAGGCGCUGAACAAGGAGGUUAUCACUCAGACCACCACGCUGCAGACGUCCAAGACGGAGGUCACAGAAGUCAAACGCACGCUGCAGACUCUGGAGAUCGAGCUGCAGUCCAUGUUGAGCAUGAAAGUGUCUCUGGAGGCAACCCUCGCUGAAACAAAAAAGUGCUACUCAAUGAGGUUGUUAGGAUUCCAGGCGCAGGUGACGUGUCUGGAGGAUCAGAUGGUGCAGCUGAGGGCCGACCUGGAGCGCCAGGGACACGAGUACAACAUCCUCCUGGACAUCAAGACCAGACUGGAGAUGGAGAUCGCCGAGUACAGGAGGCUUCUGGAUGCAGAGGGUGCUACCAGUUCCACCCCAGGCAAGAAUGACGUAACAGUGGUGGAAGAGGUUAACAGAAGGGUGGUCUCCACCACCUCCGCUUGAUCCUCUUCAGUACUGGCCCGCUGAGGAGCUGCAGACGACGACAGCCAGAGUGUCUUCUCCUCUGUCAGAGAAUCUGACGUGACAAUAAAACGAGAGUCCACAUCAGAA
Molecule: messenger RNA, 1688 nt
Organism: Mugil cephalus (flathead mullet)
Lineage: Eukaryota; Metazoa; Chordata; Actinopteri; Mugiliformes; Mugilidae
Product: keratin, type I cytoskeletal 13-like
Exons: 8
Coding region: 336-1580 (414 amino acids)
Molecular function (GO): structural molecule activity
Source: RefSeq, a predicted model, not a curated record